Ilex paraguariensis (yerba mate) is the source of this 657-nucleotide messenger RNA. The record is from the annotation of a GenBank genome assembly. NCBI's taxonomy places the organism in Eukaryota, Viridiplantae, Streptophyta, Magnoliopsida, Aquifoliales, Aquifoliaceae.
AUGAUUGAUGGCUGUCACAUGAUCUGCAAGGCAGAAACUGGUCAAAGCAGUGCUGAGGCUCGUGUUCCUGCACAGUUGGAAAACCUUGCGGACCAACAUAGUGGAGGGGACAUAGAGAAUCCUGUCCAUGGUUGCAUUUCAGUGGUGCAAAAUUUGCAUUCAAAAUUCUGGAAACUUACAGGAAAAUUAGUGCCACAGAUCAAGCACAUCCAAGAGAUAAAAGUGAUACAUCAUCAAGCAGUUCAACUUGUGAAACUCCUUUGUAUGGAAAUUGUGAAAUUGGAUUACUCAAAAGCUGCGUCAAUAUUUGGAGUUUCACUAAAAGUUGCAGCAAUUACUGGGGUUCGUGAAGUUGUUGAAGAGAUUUUAAGUUCAUUUCCUGGUGCAAUUUAUCUUAAAAAUGAGUUUAACCAGACAAUUUUCCAUCUUGCAAUUGUGAAUCGUCGUGAAAAUAUUUUCAAUCUGGUUUAUCAAUUCGAGGAAUUUAGCAACCUAUUUAUCUCAACAGUAGAUAGCACAAUGAAUAAUGGUCUACAUUUGGCUGGUUGUUUGGAAAGUCAACAGAAACUGAAUCUCAGAGCUCGUGCCGCUGGUGCAGCUCUACAGAUGCAACUUGAAUUACAGUGGUUUAAGGUAACAAAUGAAUCUUUUUUAUAA